CAUGGUGGCCACACCCUCACUCCACAGUCGGCGCCGGCGCUCCCUGGUCUGGCCGCUACUCACCUUCGUCACCACCGUCGGUGCUUCCUGGUCAGGCCGCGGCUCCCCUUCGCAGCCGCUGCUCUUCCUCCCCUUCAUGUCGAAUCGCUCGUGGAAGUGGCCGAGGAGGCCCUCGAGCUCGGCAUGCUCGCGCCAGCGAUAGGCGCCGCCGGAGGUGGACGCGGAGGUGUGGCACUCGCUCGCUCCUGCUCUACCCUGCACCUUCUCCGAAUCCGUUCGCCGAAGUGCUCGAGAAGGCGUUCGAGGUCGGCAUGCUAGACGACGACGCCGGGCCCCUCCCUCCUCCGGAUGCCCUCGCCGUCGCCGCCAUGAGCCUCUCCACCCUCUCCCGUGAGGUCGUCCGGGUCCAGAUUUCCCGAGGGAGGAGAAGGAGGUGCCGACAGGGGAUGGGAGCAACAAGUAUAAUUCAAAGAAUCCCCUUAUUGGACCACAUUCAGUUGUCGGCCCUGCUGUUUGACAUCCAUGGUGAUGCUGAUGAUGAUCUUGGCAAGGAUUUUAUGUAUCUGCCUGGGGUCUUGGUAUGUCCUUGAGCACGCAUGAGGUCAAACGAAGAAGUUGAACCUAAAGAAGGGCAGGGAAGAAUUACAGCUUCGUGUGGCCGGCUGGUUCAGGGGACGUGCAGGGCGGGCGCGGCACCGGGUGCCGGGGUAGGCUCCUGGGCACGGGCUAUCUCGCGGACGGGCCACACGGCGAGGGCAGGGUCGUGGGCGCCCGCUAUCUCGCUGAUGGAUUACACACUGAGCGGCAACAAUCGGCGGUGGCGAUUGUGCAGGGAGCGACUGAGCGGCGCAGGGCUCACGAGGUAUCGGUGCAGGCAGGAGACGUGGUUGGUGGGAGGCAUCGAGGUCAAGGGCGAGGGGAGCUGAUUUAGUUGAGUUUCCGUAUUAGUUUGCGAUCACAAUUGCGUGAUUGCAGGGGACGCGGGCUGGUAGUUGGAAUAUUCCUUCGGUGGUGGAGUAUGGUCAGUCAUGGGAAUUUGCUAAGUGCACACCGUGGAGGCAUUAGAUCAAUAAUGACUGUUGGAUUGAGAUUUGUGGGACUAAUUGUAUGGUGCUGAUUGGUUCGUAUGUUUUGUGGAACUAAUUGCUAGGUG
Molecule: messenger RNA, 1153 nt
Organism: Triticum dicoccoides
Lineage: Eukaryota; Viridiplantae; Streptophyta; Magnoliopsida; Poales; Poaceae
Exons: 5
Coding region: 312-590 (92 amino acids)
Source: RefSeq, a predicted model, not a curated record